Brassica rapa (field mustard) is the source of this 21923-nucleotide messenger RNA. Its product is annotated as (E,E)-geranyllinalool synthase. Gene Ontology annotation, biological process: diterpenoid biosynthetic process. Gene Ontology annotation, molecular function: terpene synthase activity; magnesium ion binding. NCBI's taxonomy places the organism in Eukaryota, Viridiplantae, Streptophyta, Magnoliopsida, Brassicales, Brassicaceae. The record is from RefSeq and is a predicted model, not a curated record.
GACGUAAGGCUGUCCGCAUGGUUGAUCGUCGAUGAUCCAUGAACGGAUGAAGAGAUAGCUCGACCCAAAUCUUCAGAGAGCUUAAGUAUCCUUCCUUUGGAGUAGUUGGAAGCAUCGAUCAUCAUGAAAUCAUCAAAGUGGUUGGAAAUGUCGAUGAUCAUGAGUUCUGGCUUGACUGUUGGCUCUAGAAUGGUGAAUGGGUCGGCUAAGAACGCAUGUGGUUUGGCUGAUUCGGUCAUCAGGUCAUGGAUCCAUCCUUAGGUCACGUCCGGGUGCACGCGGGUCGAUCCGGUACAUAGCUCUGUCCGUUGAUCUGGUACGGCUGAAUGGCUGAACCUCAGUUGGACUGAUCUGAUCGUCUUGGUCACCAUGCUGAGUCUGCUCCACGUCCUGGUCCAGGUCCUGGAUUCUAUCACAAUUAUCCCCGCCCUAUACUGGCGAACUGAAGGAAAACCAAAUCCUAUUAUAUUUCUACCUUGAGAAUGUUUUGCGUUAUUUAAUAUAAAAAUUGUAUUUCGGGGGAAUCAAAACUACAUCCUAUAUAAAGCCUUUAAAUUGACUAAUGGCAAAGAAAUUUCUACAAUUCUACCAAGUUUAGAAUGUAUUUUGAUAAAACUAUGCUAGUUAGAUGCUUUACAUAUUAUUUCAUCUUUUACGUACGUUGUUUAAAGUAAAAAAAGUUCGAAGGUUUUCUUUGCAUACAAAUUUACAAAAAUUAAUGAGAUGAUGGUGCUGUCAAAAUAAAAAUUAUACGUUUCUAAAUUUUAGUUAUCCCAAUUAAUUAGAAGUGCUUGUGGCCUUUGAAUCACUUGGCUAUGUCGUGUAUAUGGCCAUCCUUGUUCUACUCCACACCACAAAAAUCAAAGGCAAAGACAAAAAUAAUUUUCCAGUCGUACUUUUCUAAAAUGAAUAUUGCAUCUUCAUUUCCGUAAUUUUUAAACCAGAGAGAUUCAGCGUGUACUCGAUCAGUCUUUAUCACAGAUACUAAACAAAAACUAAAGAACCUAUCAUAUAUUGAUAGAAAAUUAUAACUAUAAUAUUUCAAUAGAAUAAUAUGAUAGUAUUUCUCUUCUUCUUCUUUUGUGCAACUGAUUGUAUUUCUUUAUUAAUAUAUCUAGCUAUUAUUUUCCUAGUUUUAAUGUUUUAUCAUUUCAAUUACGGAAAAUCACAUUUUAAAUAUUGAAAGUAAUAGCAUUUUUAAUCCUGAAAGUGAUACAUACAAGAAAUAUAAAAUUCAACCAUUUUCACAAACAAUUCUAAUACUCAAACGGAAUUAUAUCAAACCUCAAACGUGCUUCCCGUCAAAAAAAUUGGCAGAACAGUAACUCUGUUAGAUGACGUGGCAUUUUCAAAAGAAAUUAUUAUUAAAAUGAUUUAAAAAAUUAAAUUAUUAUUUAUUAUAUAAUUAAGAAAAUAAAUAAUUUUGGACAAAGUAAAAAAUUAAUAAUUUAGAAAAACUAAAAAAUAUUUCUUUUGAAAAAUAAAAAUAUUUUCUUUUGAAAAAUAAAAAUAUUUUUAAUAUAUUAGAUUUUAAUAAAAAUCUUUUUAUCUCACAAUGUUGUAUUUAAAAUAAAAUAUUUUGUCUUAAGUGUAAUUUUCGAAAAAUAAUUAUUUCUGUUUAACCUUUUCAAACUCCUUUUUAAAAUUAAAUGGUUUACGAAGAGAAAUUUUUAACACUUAUAUUUUAAAUUUUAAUUUUUUUACACUUUUCAUAAUUUUAGUUUUUAUAAUUUAAUGUAUUAAAUUUAUUUUAUAAAUAAUAAAAUUUAGGUUUUAUAAAUGUUUAAUUUUUCUUAAUUUAAUCAAAAUUAUAUAUUUUCUGAAUUAUAUAUUAAAUAAUAAAAUGAUAAUAAUUUUUUAAUAAUAUUUUUAAAUGCCAUGUCAACUAACAAAUUUACUGUUUUGUAAAUACGUGAGGUUUGAUAUGAUAAGAAAAUUAGUUUGAGUGUUAUAAGUUUUAGCAAAAGUUAAGUUUAAACUGCCUGUAUGUAUCAUUUUGAAGGUUAAAAUGUGAUUUUCUCUUUUAACCCAAAAAAAUGUGAUUUUCUCUUUCGAUUACUUAAUUAUGUUUUCACUGUGUACUUGUAUAUGGCUGCAUACUUAUAUUUGAGCACACCUUAAUAAAAAAUAGUCGCCAAACUUAUGUUAAAAUCCGUUUUUAUUGAAUACGUGAAUUCAUAUACGAUGCGGUAUUGAAAAUUCAAAGAGAGAAUAGUCCCCAAACUUUUGUUAAAAUUUAUUUCUUUUAAGGCUAUGAAAAAGUCAAUAGAAAUUUGCGUGUGUUCAUUUAAGGUUACGGAGAUUCUUUUAAACUUGUAUUCCGUGUCUCAUGCAUACAACAAUUGCCGUCUUCUAUGAUAUUUCGGUUGCUUAUGGCUGAUGUUUCAGCCAUUUUGACUUUUCAGUACCGGAAUUUUUUUUUUAACUUGGCAUAAUAUUUUUUUUUUCUAGAGAUGUUUCUGUGUUCACAUACAUUAUGAAAACGAUAACUCGGCGGUCGGAUGUAUAGCUGACAAUAUUCAUGGUUAGUCAGAUACAGGAACUUGUGUUUGAAAACUUUUAAAGGUAAAAAUUAACAGUUUGAAAUUUUGAAGGUAAUACAAAUAUUUACUUUUGAAAUCAUUUUAAUUAUUAGAGGAAUUACAAAAAAUGUUGUUAACAUGUGUAUUUUUUUUUUUUUGAGAAAUACCAUGUGUAUUAUUUCUAGACUGUGAUCACUGAUGUUAAAACAAUGGCUUCGAUUCUGAUUUAACUGCUUGAUGGAUGAUUCACUCAGUCUUUGAAGCAAUGAACUAUAUUUUGGGUUAUCAUCUUAGGAUUCAAAAGGUUUUCUUUGUAGAUAGUUCAUCUUAUUUAUGUAUCUCAAAUAAAACAUGAUGGAGGUUGUCUGCCAGAUAAGUGAUAAAUUGCGUGUGAUCCAAGACCGCGUCACAAGGAUGCUGAUUGUAGUGGGCGAAGAAGUUGAUGGUCAUCAUUGGUUACUAAUUUAUAGAAGUAUGGAAACAGCAGCAUCAUUGCAUAUCUCGAAUCAGCUCUCUACUGAUAAACAAUUGGAGCACCCGUCUUCGAAAGCUUUAACCUUUUACCUAUUUUUGGUUUUAGUAGUUCUAGUGAAUUUCACAACAAGACGUGUGAGAUUUGAAAGUGCGCUAAACAAAAGAUGUUUCUCAUACUAGUUUGAAUAAAUCAACGAAUGUUUUUAACUUUAUAUACUGCAAUCCUUAGGAACCAUAAAAAAAACUACUUGAAUGUAUUGACAAUAGUGGACAACUCACAACUACUAUAGAGAGCUUCAGAUUUACAUACUUUCGGAUAAGACAUCAGCUCAUGCAACUCUUCAACACUUUAUUACUUCACUUAAAAGACAAUUUGAGAAAAAAUAAAAAAAAUCAGAAAUGAUACUGGAAACAAUUCAUUUUUUUUCGUGAGAUUUCUUGUGUUUCGAUCUCCCAACAGAGUGGUCCCAUUAAUAAAAGCAUUGACACAAAUUUCACAUUUCGGGGAAUAUAUAGAGUUCUCUAUUUUUUAGUAGUAUGUAGAAUAUCUCUGAGAAUGUUUUACUCUAAAAUAGAGUAUAAAGGUAAAAAUAGAAUAGUACUGCAGAUGCUCAUAAGUAGUUUUAAUUUUUGAGAUUUUUAGCUGUUAUAGUUGAAAACUGUGAUAAAUAGUAAUAAGAGAAAGCAGUUUAAUGGGUUAAGUGUCACUAUUUUUUUUUGCUAAGAAGGUCAAUAUAAUUUCAAAAAAUGAAGAAUGAUGUUUAGAUAGAGUGAUUCACGAAAUGUAAAACAUACAUAAUUGAUUCCAUGGCAAAAACAAUUAAAAACAUAGAAGUAAUAAAACAAUCGAUACUUUCGUCCAUUCAGCUAUGUAGCGAACAUGAAAUAAGUAACCGAUACAAACUUGAAACACUUAAGUUAGAGAUUUAGCCGGUAGGAAGAACCCCGAAGAACUCACGACCAACAGCAAGCCGAUUCAGCAUAUCACAUGAAGCAGAAGUCCAUUCCUCUGAAGCUUCACUAUUGUGAUCGGUAACUAUGAAGCGGUAAAAGAUAUAUAUACCACAGGUACAGAAUUAGAUCAAAACCCAAUAGGUAUCAUAAUAAUAUGAGAAGAGUAAGAGAACAUAUUCUAUAACUUUUGUAUGGUUCAAAGUAAAUAAACGAGUGUACAAACGUACUUUUACUCGUGUCUUAUACAGUUAUACCUUAUUUUCUUCAUGGAAACUCGUGAUCCUUUCCAUACCCACUUUGGGGUAGGUCUGUCUCAACGGAGAACCACACGACUAUAUUGAUUUAGUCGUGUUCUAUAACUAAGACACUAGAUUUUGACCCGCGCUUAGAAAGCGCGGGUUUAUUUUAUUUUCAUUAUUGAUCCAAAACUGAUUUAAAAACUACUAUUAUUUUCGUUUUAAAUCUUAACAAUUGAAUUUUUUAUGUUUUAAUCUUUUUUUUUCUUCAAAAUGUGAUAUUUCUCGAAAUGAAUUUAAAGAUGAUAUGUGUGACUUAAUAGCAUAUAUAUAUAGUAAUGAUAACUUUAAACUGAAAAUAAGUUUAGCCACAAUAUACAAUAUACAAUAUUUUUAAUGAUAAGUCUAACCAUCAAUAUACAAUAUUUUUAAUCCUUAUUCGAUUUAGAAGCUACUACUAUUUUUGAAAGCAUGAGUGUUUUUAUCUCAACUUUUUAUUAGAAAACAAAUAAUUUAACAGUUUUUUAUUAUAAUGUUUGAGUUUCAAGUACUAUAUUCAUAUCCAACCCAAAUCUGUGGUUGAACCAGUAAAAGUGAAUUUUUUUUAUAAUCUGGUCCGGAUUUAAUGAAAAAAUCAUUUAUUAAAAUCCUAUUGAAAACCUCAAUAAAAACCCAAAAAUUGCUAUUAACCCCGUGAUUUGAUACUAUUUCUAAUUAAAUUUGUCAAAUACUUUGUAAUAUUGCAUAAACUUGUGAUUCUUUAGAUUUUGAUGAAAGUUUAUUAUGUCAACCAAAAAAAAUGAUAAUAUGAUUUUUUUUAAUGAUAUGACAGUAUUAGUUUAUUUUUUAUUAAUAACCUAUUAUAAGUUUGUAUUUUUAUUUUAAAUUUAAAUUUAAUUUUAUGAUAAUUUUUAAAAUAUUCUUACACUCAUAAUUGCUACAUUAAUAUUAUGUAAAAAAAUGACAUAAUAAAUUAUUUUAUGUGAAGGUGUUAUGUAAUAUAAAUUGUUUAUUUGUAUUUAACACUUUGAUAUAAAAGAUAGAAAAUAAAUUAUAGGUUAGAUAAGAAAAUCAGUAUUAUAAAAUAUAUUUUAGUUUUUUAAAAUAAGAUUGGGCCACAAGCUUGUUAGAUUAUGUUAGCGGAUGCAUUAUGGUUGGAUUUUUUGGUUAAAAGGCCUAAUACAAUCGUUCCAAUAAUAUUAGGAUUUAAUUAAAUAGAUUAUUAUGUAUAUUUGUUAUAGUUAGUGAAUAUAGCAUUUUUAAAGGAAGAAGAAUAUCCAACGUUUGCCUAAACGUCCUCGAAAAUAUAGUAUAACUGAUUUUGUUUCUGUUUUGAUUUGAAUGUUAAAUAAGGCAAACAAAUAAUUUAAAAAGAUAGAAAUAAGGGAAUGGCAUAUUCUUGUAAAUAACUUCAAAAUCUAAGGGCAGAAUCCUAGUUAGUGAAUAUAGCAUUUUUAAAGGAAGAAGAAUAUCCAACGUUUGCCUAAACGUCCUCGAAAAUAUAGUAUAACUGAUUUUGUUUCUGUUUUGAUUUGAAUGUUAAAUAAGGCAAACAAAUAAUUUAAAAAGAUAGAAAUAAGGGAAUGGCAUAUUCUUGUAAAUAACUUCAAAAUCUAAGGGCAGAAUCCUAGUAGGGAUUCUGCUUUAAUAGUAUAGAUAGAUAUCGAUAAAGGUUUUUUUAUUUUUUGCUAACAUAUCGAUAAAGUUUAAAACUGAGAAAAGAUAUAUUGACACAAGUUACAGAGAUAUGUGGAGAUACACGUAUAUAAAUAUUAUUUUCAUGAUUUCUUUUGGAAAUUCUUAAUUAUGACAAUUGUUUAAAAAAAAUGACGUGGGGACUAUAACAUAAUUUUAUUUCUUUAAGAAUACUGACUCACUAUGACGCUAUGAUAACAUGGGCAUAUUUAACAAUAUAAGUGAACUCGUUGGAUCUCCAUUUAAUAUUAUUGGGACACUAUGAAUAGACUAUUCUUGUAAAAGAGACGAUGUCAUUCAAACUACUCAUCUCAAACCACAUUUUUCACAUUGUUAUAUUUAAUAUCAAAUAUUCAUACUCUCUUCUCUAUAUAAACACAUCCGAAUUAGUGAGCCAUUUAUUAAUACACAUAAUCUAAAGACCAUCUUGAGAAGAAAAAAAAAAGCGAGAGAGAGAGAGAGACAAUGAAGUUCCCUUACGGUUCUUCUAAUGAUGAUCUCCACGCUUUGGUCAAUCAGAUCAAGAGUGACAUUCAGUUGUCCACCAUUAAUUUUGAUCCUUACUCAUUUGUCUCUCCUUCUGCUUACGAUAUGGCUUGGUUAGCUAUGGUGGAAGAAGACCACAACGUAGAUGAUGAUGAUGAGCUUAAACCUAUGUUCCAAGAUUCUCUAGAUUGGAUUUUGUGUAAUCAAAAUGCCAGAGAGGGUUACUGGGGAAACUCCGGCUGUCCUACUCCAGUGUCUGAAGCCGGAGAAGACAGAGACGACAUGUACACUCUAACUUCCACUCUUGCUUGUGUUCUUGUUCUUCACAAAUGGAACAUUGGGUGUUUUCAUCUCCACAAAGGGAAGAGAUACAUCGAAAGAAGGACGGAGAUGAUAAUUGAGAAAUACAACAACGAAGAGGGAUCUUAUCCUCGUUGGUUCAUUAUCAAAUUCACAGGAAUCCUUGAGCACGCUCAACAACUUGACUUACACUUUGUUUUCUCUAGUCGCUGUAUUCAAAUGAUCAAAGAGGUGUUUUAUCAACGCCAAGAGAUUCUCAAAAGAGAAAAAUUGUUGGAUGAUUGUAACCAUAUACCUCUACUGGCAUAUCUAGAGGUCUUGCCAUCGAUGUUAUAUGUCGAAAACCAUGAAGACAUGAUAGUUAAGAGCCUCGACAAUAUCGAUGGCUCUUUAUUUCAGUCGCCUUCAGCAACUGCAUCAGCAUUUAUGAUCACCCGCAAUGCAAAGUGUCUUGCAUAUCUUCGAAAUGCCGUUCAAAGAUGCCCUAAUGGAGUGCCACAAAAGUACCCUCUCAAUGAAGAACUCAUAAAACUCUCCAUGGUUAAUGUAAUCGAGAAUAUCGGUUUGGGAGAGUUCUUUGGUAGUGAUAUUGAACAUGUUCUUCAACAAGUUUACAGGAGUUACGAGGAAGAAAAUAUAGAGAGAAUGCCUAUCAGUUACCUAGCAGAUAAACUGCACAAAGACUCUCUUGCAUUUCGGAUGUUAAGAAUGCGAGGUCACACCGUUUCACCGAGAAGCUUUUGCUGGUUCUUGAAUGAUCAGGAAACUCGAAAUCAUUUGGAAAGAAAUACAGACUCUUUGUUCCUCGUCAUCCUUAGUGUUAACAGAGCCACAGAUCUCAUGUUUCCAGGAGAGCAAGAGCUUGAAGAAGCAAGAGAGUAUACUCGGAAUCUACUUGAGCAAAGUCGGUCCAUCGAUGAACGAAUGAUUAAGCAUGAAUUAAGUACUCCAUGGAUAGCUCGACUCAGACAUCUUGAUCAUAGGAUGUGGAUUGAGGACAAAAACUCAAAUGUUCUCUCAGUUGGAAAAGCCUCCUUUUUAAGACUACAUAAUAGAUACAUCAACAAGCUGACUUAUCUUGCAACAAGAAACUUCUUAUUUCGACAAGCAAUGUAUAGACGCGAGCUAGAGGAAUUAACAAUAUGGGUAAAGAAAUGGGGACUUAAUGAUAUUGGUUUUGGUAGAGAGAAGACAACAUAUUGUUAUUUUGCAACUGCGACUUCAUUGCCCUUUGAAUCUGCCAUUAAAGUUGGAAAGCUUACAGCGAAGACUGCCAUCCUCAUCACAGUUGCCGACGAUUUGUUUGAUGAAGAAGGUUCUUUGGAUGAUUUGGAAGCUCUUACUAAAGCCGUUAUAAGGUGGGAUGGAGACGAGCUUGAAGGUUACGGCAAAAUCAUAUUUAGGGCACUUGAUGAGAUAGUAAGAGAGACUACAGAGGCUUGCCGUAAGCAACACGGAACAGACAUUACAGUUCAGCUUCGCAACAUCUGGGGUGAAACUUUUGAGGCAUGGCUACGUGAAGCCGUAUGGAGUAAGAAGGGACAUAUUCCAUCGAUGGAAGAAUAUCUUCACAGUGGAAUGAUCUCAAUUGCAGCACACACCAUGGCUCUUUCAGUUUCGUGUCUCAUGGAACCUUGUUUUCCUCAACAAAAACUCAACCCUGGAAAAUAUGAUACGUUAACCAUAUCGCUCAUGAUCAUACCUCGACUUUUAAAUGAUCUGCAAAGUUAUCAGAGGGAACAAGAACAAGGGAAGAUCAAUUCCGUGCUACUCCACAUGAGGAAUACUUCAGGUCUCGAUAUUGAAAACUCAAUCGCUCAUAUCGAAAAGAUAAUCGAUUCAAACAGGAAAGAGUUUCUGGAGCAUGUACUAAUGGAUGGACUAAGUGAUUUACCCAAACCGUGCAAAGAGAUUCACAUGUCUUGUUGCAAAGUCUUUGAGAUGUUUUUCAAUAAGAAAAAUCGUUAUGAUUCCGACACAGAGAUGCUUCAAGACAUUAAGAAGGCUUUCUACGAUCCCGUGAAUGUAAAUGAACUUUCAGAGAUCGAGCCUAAGCCACUGAUGGUACAUGGUGAUGACUUUAUGAUGCUUCCUCUGCUGAUGAACCUUUCACCAAAGAUUCUUGAAUUUAAGAGGAAGGACAAAUACGGGGCAGUGAAAACAUCCAUGUGCUUGGGAAGAACAUCUCAUGCUCAUAAACGCGGCAUUGCCUUACAGCCUCUCAAGAUCGUUGCCUCGCAGAGUAUAGUGGUUCCAAUGAUGCCAACAAAAUUCGCACCUUGCUUCUACUGAUUAAUAUCUCUAAUUAUCUCUGUAUGUUAUCUUAUAUUAUAUUGAUUUAGUGAAAAUAAUAUUUACGUGUCUAAUAGGUAAAAGUGUUCUCUUCUUGUCUAAAUUUUAAAGAAAUUGUAAGUGUGUGAUUGUGAAAGAUUUAGAAACUAUGCUGUUUUCAGAUAGAUUUGUGCUAGCUAUACGACUAGAAACACUGUUACAUUCUCACACUAUGUCACUCUUUAACUGUUCCAUUAUUGAUUCUUUCACGUGUCUUCUUCCAAGUCAGCAUAAGCAGCUCUGUUUCUCCUCAUACUCCAGGACCUAUCAAAGCAUAAGCUUCUCCGACAGCUGAUCAGCUCGACUCCAAUGGUGCAUGCUUCCACCGCUGUUGUGAAGAGAUAUAAUGGUUGAGAAGAGAGCUCUCUUUCUGGUAAUACCUCUCUAGCUAGUGGUGAUGGAGCUGAAAGAUCGAAACUUUGUACUGGGUUUCCUCUGUUUCCCUAUGAUUGGUUUGAUUACCUUUGUAACUUUUGUAUCAUUGAGGCAUAUAUAGAAAUAAUGGUUGAGUAGUUUAACUGUAUUUGUUACAAUCUCGGCCCUAAAGCUUAGUUCAGGACAAAUAUGUAGUGUAUGUUGACUGUGAAUAUCAACAUUUGUUUGAUAUCUGGUCUGCUUGUUCGCUCUGCUAUUGUCUUUCUCAAUUUUUUGACCCGUUCUGUUCUAUGUGUGUACGUAUGAUUAAAACGCAAUCGAAGCUCUUGAAGCCGUCUGUAUUAGUGAUCUGAGGUGGAGGGCUUUGGUUCACCUGCAUUAUUGUAUCUCGAGGCUAGUGGUGUUCGUAUGGUUUCAGACUUAUCGAUCAUGAUGUUGUUGUACUCAACAAUACGCAUAUGCAGGUACGAUUUUCUUUAGAUGUUUAUCAUUGAGCAGGUUUUAAGUAACACACAGGCUAAUAAAGUUGCAUCUUGUGCAGAUAAUCACUAUUCGGAAGGAACAUGAUGUUAGGAAGUUGAAUCUCAAAGCCAAGCACGAGGAGAAAAUGAGACAAGAUCAGAUUCCGUUCUUGUGGGCCCUCUCAGCCAGUCUCGUUCAUCUCUUCUCUUUUAUUAUGUUACUCGGUUUAUGAACUUAAUUGGCUGAUCCAGUUAAGUUUUUGUAACCUUACUUUGGGUUUUUCCAGUUAAGUUCUUAUUUCCAUUUGCAGCCACAUGUGAUGGACUGAAUAUCUAUUAAGAGUAAUCUAAACUUAAACUGUAUUUUGAUUAAUUAAUGAAAGUCACGUACAGGUGGGGUAUUUAUACAGUAUAUAGAAUGAGUAUAGUAACACCCUAUACUCAUAUACAGUAAGUAAGUAUACACACUAAUAUAUUUUGAUUAAUUAAUGAAAGUCAUGUACAUGUGGGGUAUUUAUACAGUAUAUAGAAUGAGUAUAGUAACACCCUAUACUCGUAUACAGUAAGUAAGUAUAUACACUAAUAAUUUCUAUGCUCAUUAUUGAACUCGGCUUUGAUUUUUCUUAUUUCACGAAAUGGAAUUUCUCAUUUAAAAAAAACCCAGCAACUAAAGUCCACAAAUCCACAGUUGUUGUCGGUAAGAGCAUCUCCAAUGGUGUUACCCACCAUUGGAGUCCUUAGCCAUAUUUUAAUAAUUUUUUUUUUUUCUGAAUAGUUAAGGACUUUGAUCCUAAUUAUAUGUCCAAUGGUGUUACUACUAUGAAGUCCUUAGAAUUUUUUUUUUUUUUAAGAAAUUAAAAAUUAUGAAAGUUGCAAAACAUUAAAAUUGAAAAUUCAUUUAUUGAAUGAUUAAAUGCAAACAUACAAUAAUUAUUCAUCUUCAUCAUUACCAAACUUGUUCCAAAUAUUUUCUACCAAAUCAUUUUUCAAUCGUUCAUGUAACUGCCUAUCACGAAGAUGAGUCCGUAUAAGAAGCAUAUUAGCGAGACUUGGAGGCAUCUCGGAAGUAUUGGGUGCAUCCACAUUCGAACUUCUGGUCGAGGUUCCUUCUUCAAAUUCAGAUGUAUCAUACUGAGUGUAUCCAUUGCGUUCAUUUUCUACUAUCAUAUUGUGAAGUAUGAUACAUGUUCGCAUAACCAUCCCUAUCUGUUUCUUGUCCCACAAAAUAGCCGGAUUUUUCACUAUUGCAAAUCGAGAUUGCAAUACUCCAAAAGCCCGCUCCACAUCUUUUCGGGUUGAUUCUUGAACUUUAGCAAAUAACUCUGCUUUAGGACCUUGAGGAAGUGAGAUAGAUUGGAUAAAUGUUGACCAUUUUGGAUAUAUACCGUCAGUGAGGUAGUACGCCAUAUCAUAUUGGUGUCCGUUGACCACGUAUUGUACCCUUGGAGCUCGACCUUGUAAAAUCUUCGAUCUACUUCAUCUCCCAUAUUUCACUAUCCUUUGUUAAAUCUGAAAAAGAAAGUUUGUUAAAACCAAAACCAUAAUUGUGCGUACACAUUAGGAGACAUAAAAACACAAAGUUUGAUAUAUGUCGACCGUUGACUCCCCAUGUUUUCAUAUCAACCUUAUAUAUCAGAAUCAUCUAAUUCUAGGUUGUCAAUCAUGAAAUAUUCGAUGGUGGAUUCAAGCCUCAUAAAGAUUUGAUACAAAGAAACGUUCAAGACUUAAUAUAAAAGACGCCAAUUCAGUCAAAUUGUUUAGUGAAUUGGUAUUUUGAGAAGCAACACAAAACUCUACUAUCAUACUGGCAACACAAACCAGUGACCAUACCUGCCGUGAGCAUACAAAUAUGAAGGGAAGGGUUGAUGAAACGCAGAUACUCGAAAUUAAAUUUCAUCAUAACAAGUUUAGGAUUCAUCACGAACCCGCGUUGCGGGUGCUCUAAUGGUCGGAUGGACUUUGAAAUAAAAAUGAUGCAAGUCUGAAAUAAGAACAGCUAAUGUCUUUUGUUUUAUUAGAGCAUUAUGUUACCUCCACUAAUUUAGCCUAAAACUCUUCCUCAGCCUCCGCUUUACUGAGAUUUUUCUCUCUUUCAAUCACCAUGGGGAAUUGCGUGUCUUUUCAAAUUUCUUGUGAUCAAACGAUGAAUCGUAUGUUAACAUUCUUAUUUAGUAAAGGUUAUAUUGAAAAGCUUGAGGAGAAUCUCAAUUAUCUGGUGAAGGAAAUGAAAUUUCUCAUGGCAGUUAAAGAUGAGGUGCUGAUCAAAGUUGGGAGGGAGCAAUGGCUACAUCAGCAAAGGCGUCCAACUGUCCAGGAAUGGCUUACACGUGUGGAUGACGCCUAUGCACGGUUCAAAAUUCUGGUUAGUACUAGUAGGGCUCAGCUUCAAAAUCCGCGUCUCUGUGGUUUAUGCUAAAAAAAUGUAUGUUUAAGCCAAAAAUGUGGAAGAAGUGUAUUCUUGUUGUUGGAAGAGGUCAAGAAACUCCGAUUAGAGGGUUAUUUUAAAGAGGUUACUGAGUUGCCUCCGAGACCUGAAGUCGUGAAGAGGCCAACCUGGGGUACGGUUGGUCAGGAGGAAAUGCUCGAGACGGCAUCGAAUCGACUUAUAGAUGAUAAUGUCGGAAUCAUGGGUCUGCACGGUAUGGGUGGUGUAGGGAAAACUACCCUUUUCAAGAAAAUCCACAAUAAGUUCACUGAAAUAUCUGGAAAGUUUCACAUUGUGAUAUGGAUUUUUGUGUCUCAAGGUGCAAAUAUUACAAAGGUUCAAGAAGAUAUUGCACAGAAGCUACACCUUUGUGGCGACGAAUGGACAAAGAAAAAUGAAAGUGACAAGGCCGCAGAAAUGCAAGAGGAUGUAUGUAAAGAGGAUGGAUGUAAAGUAGCAUUCACCACCCGUUCUGAGGAUGUAUGUAAGAGGAUGGGGGAUCAUGACCCCAUGCAAGUCAAAUGUUUGAAAGAAGAUCAAGCAUGGGAGUUAUUUAAACUCAAGGUAGGAGAUGAACAGUUAAGAAGAGAGCCCCGCAUUGACGUCCUCGCUAGAAAGGUUGCUGAAAAAUGUCAUGGUCUGCCACUAGCGCUCAGUGUCAUUGGGGAGACAAUGGCAUCAAAGACUACGGUACAAGAAUGGGAGGAUGCAGUCUAUGUUUUAAAUAGAGACGCUGCAGAAUUUUCUGACAUGGAAAAUGACAUUCUUCCAGUUCUGAAGUACAGCUACGAUAACUUGCUGGAUGACAAGGUCAGGUUAUGUUUCCUCUAUUGUGCUCUGUUUCCAGAAGAUGGUCAAAUAGACAAAGAAGGGUUGAUUGAGUACUGGAUAUGUGAAGGAUUCAUGGGGGAGUACCAAGUUUUAAAAAGAGCAAUUAAUAAGGGAUAUGGGGUAAGUCGGAUUACACCAAGUACCAAAAGUCAAAGAUUGGAAAGCUGUGAAAAGGAUAUCAUUAAUGGGUAAUAAGAUUGAAGAGAUGACUUGCAGUUCCAAGUGUUCUGAACUUACAACUCUGCUCCUCCAAUCCAAUAAAUUGGAGAUUCUCUCUGGUAAAAUAAUCCAAUAUAUGAAAAAGCUGGUUGUUUUGGAUUUAUCAAGUAAUAUCAACAUGAGUGGACUUCCAGGUCGGAUAUCGGAGCUGACCUCACUGCAGUAUCUUGACUUGUCUGAUACACGUGUAGAGCAACUGCCUGUUGGUUUCCAAGAGUUGAAAAAGCUAACUCACCUGAAUUUGGCUAGUACAAGCAGACUUUGUAGUAUCAGUGGGAUAUCAAAGCUGUCGAGUUCAAGAAUUUUGAAACUAUUUGGCUCUAACGUUCAAGGGGAUGUUAACUUAGUGAAGGAGCUGCAGCUUUUGGAGCAUCUACAAGUUCUAACCAUAGAUGUAUCUACAGAGUUGGGUUUGAAGCAAAUAUUAGGAGAUCAAAGGUUGGUGAACUGCAUCUACCGUCUGCAUAUUCAUGAUUUUCAAGAAAAGCCAUUUGAUCUGUCUUUGCUGGUCAGCAUGGAGAAUCUCCGAGAGCUCAGGGUAACAAGUAUGCAUGUCUCUUAUACGAAGUGCAGUGGUAGUGAGAUAGACUCGUCUGAUUUACACAAUCCAACACGUCCAUGCUUUACCAACCUCUCCAACGUAAAUAUAUUUGACUGCAGAAGCAUUAAGGAUCUGACUUGGCUUUUGUUUGCUCCAAAUCUUGUCAGACUAAGCAUUCAAUAUUCAGAUGAACUAGAAGAAGUUAUAAACAAAUAGAAAGCAACAAAGCUUACAAGUAUUUCACCCUUUGAGAAACUAGAAGAAUUAUACUUGGACAAGUUGCCUAGACUGGAGAGUAUCUACUGGAGUCAUCUUCCCUUUCCAUUUUUGAGGCUCACAGAGAUAAGAAACUGUCCAAAGCUGAGAAAGCUUCCCUUAAAUGCUACAAGUGUCUCACGAGUUGAGAAGCUUUCAAUAUCAGCACCAAUGAGUAAUUUUGAAUGGGAGGACGAAGAUACCUUAAACCGUUUUUUGCCUUCAAUCCUUAAGGUAACUAUUUCUCUUAUUCUCUUUCCGCUUUAGGUUAGCUUGAUGUAGGGGAUCAUCACUAGACUAAUAUGACCCAUUUUCUUUCAGAAUAUGUUGUGCCUUCAAUUUUAAUGUCACUAACUUUUGCUUAUGUUUCUGUUAGUCUUUAGCCCUAAACCUCCAUUACCCUGGACUGGGAUUGCUCACUGUCUGAUUGAGAAUUCACGCCUUCUUCUGAUGUCUUCUCUUUCUAUUUUUUAUGUGUUGUAUCAGUGCUUUUCCUUCUCAUACUUAUCUUUGUAUCAUUGUUUUUUCUUUACAUACUUAUCUCUGUUGUGGAGUGUGUUGUGUUGUUGUUGACUUGGAUUAUGUUUUCCAUAUUCCUAUUGUUUUACGUAAGAUGGAUUGUAUCUUUUUUAAACAAUGGUUUAUCCUUUUAGGAAAAAGAACCUUUACAGAGGAUUUUAUUUUGGAUUACGAUCAAACUAAAAGUCCACGCUUCAAUAUGUAAACACAACUCCCUAAUUCACCAAGCUCCAUGCAUGAGCAAUUGAAGAACCAAACCCAGAUCUGUCCCAUAUUGAAACAACCUGUCCCCCUGGUUGCUGUUUCCACAGCUUUGACAGACUCCUCCAUUGUCUGCACUGUUUUAUGUACAUAUACUGUCCCUUUCUUGUACUCUUUCUGAGCGUAACUGCAGUCUACAAGACCCUUCCCUUUCCUUCUCUAUUCCAUCAGCAGCCAUCGUAAGUUGUGCUUCCAAUCUCUUAUUCUUCUCCUUUGCAAGUUCCACAUUUUCUUUUUAACUCCAUUUAUAGAUAUCAUUGCAGUUCAGGUAUGAACUCAACAUCUACAAUCAAUGCCCUGAGAAAGUUGCUGUUGACAUGAAGCAAAAGUAAGCUGUCAGACUUGAGAAGUAAACUGUCAGACUUGAGAAUUAAGCUAGAGACUUAUAAGGUUUUAUAAGGCUUUAUAAGGUUUUAUAAGCUCAAGUAUUUUAUUGAAGGGAGAGAAGAAGAGAGAAGAAGACCGUUGAAAAUAUUUUAAAACAAUGAAUAUUUUAUUAUAUUGUGUAUUGAGGCAACUUGCCUUUAAAUACUUGUACUCAGAUCCACAAUUAAAUUAAGGAAAAUAUUUCCUCAUUAUCUCUAUCUCUCUAUCUCUCUCUCUCUCUCUCUCUCUCUCUCUCUCUCUCUCUCUCUCUCUAUCUCUCUCUCUCUCUCUCUCUCUCUCUCUCUCUCUCUCUCUCUCUCUCUCUCUCUCUCUCUCUCUCUCUCUCUCUCUCUCUCUCUCUCUCUCUCUCUCUCUCUCUCUCUCUCUCUCUCUUCUCUCUCUCUCUCUCUCUCUCUCUCUCUCUCUCUCUCUCUCUCUCUCUCUCUCUCUCUCUCUCUCUCUCUCUCUCUCUCUCUCUCUCUUUCUCUCUCUCAGAUUCAAACAUUACUCUCUCUCUUGUUCAUCAUGUUCUUCAUUUUCUUUCAUGGUAUCAGAGCAUUAAGCUCCUAUACCUCUUACUCGCUUCCGCAAACACUCUUAUUUUACUUUUCUCUUUUAUUCCAACCAUCUAAUUUCUCUGUUCUUGCAAGAAUCUGUCUUUGUCCACUGGAUAAUAGAUCUACUUUUGCUAGUGCUCAUUUCUCUGGUUCUGGUUCCAUAGUUACUUAACUCAAACCAAACUCAAAAAGAAGUGAUGGAGAAAUACAAGCCUGUUAUGAUUCUGGUUACUGUAAAAGGAGGUAACUACGUUACCUGGUCUAGAUUGGCCAAAACUGCUCUUGGAGGACGAGGUCUAUGGGAGCACAUCACCACGAGUGAGGCACCAAGAAAGAUCACCCAAUAAGCUGACGGCAAGAAGAUUGUAGUGGUGGAUGAAGGCAAAUGGGGUCAGGAGGAUCUCAUGGUGCUGUCUUCCUUGCAAGGCUUGCUUGAUACUCCAAUAAUGGAGGCUUACUCAUUGUGAGACCGCAAAGCAAUUGUGGGAAACUCUUCACAAGAUUUAUGGCAACACUUCAAACUUGACCAGUAUCUUUGAGGUGAAGAGAGUCAUAAAUAACUUGCAACAAGAGGAAAUGGACUUCACCAAGCAUCUUGGGAAGUAUAGCCAGUUGUGGUCUGAGCUUGACAUGCUCCGGCCAAGCACAAACGACCCCAACAUCAUUGAAGAAAGGCGUGAGCAAGAAAAAGUAUUUGGACUGCUUCUCACACUCAACCCGAGCUUCUAUGAUGUCCUUAAGCACAUAUUGAGAGCUAAGGAGCUCCCAAGCUAUGAUGAUGUGUGUGCUCAACUCCGAAAGGAACUCGGCUCAGAUGGUUUGCUUGGUGGGAAAGGAGAGCUAUCGAUGGCCAACAAGGUGGAGAAGGUGGAGAAUGCUGCAGCCAACAAAACCCACUUCAAGCCAAGAGGUGGUGGAGGAGAUAAACAAGUAACUUGUGAACAUUGUAAGAAUAUUGGUCACUCCAAAACCAACUGCUGGAUUCUCCAUCCUCACCUCAGGCCAGCUUCAUCCAACAAAUACAAUCAAGGCCGAGCUCAUGAAGCUAGAGCUCAAGAAGGUUCUCAGCCAAACUAUCCUACUAUGCGCAUGGGAGAAGAUGGGAGAGCCAUAACAGCAACUACUCGUGUGGUUGGAUCAGGGUCUCAACCCACUUCUCAGUCAUCCCAUGAGGAUACUUUCAUCCGCAAGUCUGACCUUGAGGCUCUUAUAAAGGCCCUCAAUGCCAACUCUGAUAACCUUAGUAGUUAUGCUUUAAACUCUAUUAUGAAUGCAUCUGAAACCACUAGACCCUUGAUAAUUGACUCAGGAGCUUCACAUCAUAUGAUUAGGGAUGUAAACCUCAUUACCAAUGUCAAACCGGCUCUAGGGAGUGUUCUAAUUGCAAAUGGAGAUAGUAUACCUAUUACUGGAGUAGGAAACAUAGGUAGGAGUACAAAAAAAAAGAAGUAUAGUAUAUUUUUAGUAAUUUCAUUAAUAUAACUAGGUAAGGAACCCGUGCGAUAUCGCACGGAAACUCAUUUUAUAAAAAUAAAUAUGCUAUAUUUUAUAAUAUAGAUUUUUAUAAAAAAAUAUUCUUACAAUUUAUUUUGAGGAAAUACAUGUCUUAGCAUGAAACUAUCUUCUCUUUUAUUAAUAAUACUAAAAAUCUACAUUUUGUUUAUAGGUUUGGUUGUAAUAAAUUCAUAAAUAUUUUGAAUAAACUUUAUUUUGAAAACGAAAAGACACAUAUUUUUAAUUCCUUAAAAAUAUAAUAAAAAUAAUAUUCACAUGAUAAAAUUAACAUCACAAAAAUUAUGCAGUUUAUAAGAAUAAAAGACACACCCUUGGACAUUUUUAGUAAAUUUAUCAUUAUUGCUUAUUAUUAUGCACUUUUGAUUUUAGAAUAUGUUAACAUAAUAAAAUUUAUUUGAUAAAAUAUGUCUUUAUCAGUGAGUUUAAAACAUAUUACAGUUUAGUUAAGAAAAAAAUAAAGGCACACUCAUAUAAAAUAUUAAUUUUCUCUAAAAUAUAAUUUAAACUGAAAAUAUAUUAACUUUUUUCAAAAGGAUUCACUUUUAAAACAUUUUAGUAUUCUUAAAGAAUGCAUCUACUCAACAGAAAAAAAUAAUAAACAAAUGAAUACUUUCAUGAAAACUAAAAUAAAAAUUAAUUAAACUGAGAAAACUGAGAAAACUAAGGAUUAUAUAAAUAAAUACUCUUGCACUAUUCAAUUGUUACGUAAAACAUACAACAACUUAAAAAUAUAACCAAUUGGUAAAGGCACACACACUGACGUUUCCAUGCAUGUUUAAAGUUAUUAUAAUGAACUCAUUUUAUUAAAAAUGUAUGCCCUUUUUCAUUUAUAAUAUUGCUUUAAAUUUCUGAAAGAAAUUUUGUAAAACACUAACACAAACUAUGGAACAUCAAAUUAAUUAAAUUGAUAAAUUAUGGAUUUACCUUUUUGAAACCAUUAACAGCUUUUAUUAGAUUUUCAAAUAGUAUUUUUGAAGUAAAGGUGGUAUUUAGAUAUAAACACUCUAAAAAAUUAUUGGUUCCUCAAACAAAAUUUCUCACCUUAGGCUAAGAUAUUAGAAUAACAGAAAAAAAAAUUUCAUGUGUUUAUAUGUUUCUUCAAAGAUUUUCGAUGAUUUUUAAACAAUAAAUCUUUUUUCUAAUCUAUUUAUGAUUGUUGUGUUUUUUUUGUUGUGAUUUGUCAAUGUCCACAACUCUUUAUAUAAAGGACUAAGAGUUGCAAUGGUUGUUAACACGGUAAGUUGCAAUGAUUUAUCACCAAAGACUAAAGUCAGCUACGAUUGCAAUAGUUUAUCACUCAAGAUUGUAAUGGUUGAUCACUAAAAAUUACAUUCACCAAAAGUUGCAAUGUUUCAUUUAAUUAGUUAUAAUUGUUUCACCAAAAAUUGCAUUGAUUCACUUAAACUGUUACAAAUUUUUAUUUAAUCGCCAAUAAUUCUUCUAUUUAUGUUUAAUAGAGGUUAUGGAACUCAUGUAUAAAGGAAAGUAUUUAACCAAUACAAUUAUUAGGAUGAAAAGACACAUAUUUAAACAUUUUGACAAUUUGUAUUAAACUCAUACAAUUCUUAAGAUGAAGAAACACAUUGUUAAAAUGAAAAUACACAUUUUUAGAUGUGCAAUUCUUAAGAUGAUAAGAUUUGUGCAUAUAUAAGAACAAAACUAUAAACAUUUUCCCAACCGCUUGAAUAUCAAAAGAAUUUUAUAAAUAACUUCGAAAGAACCUAUAUAAUUUAUAGAACGAUAAAACAUAUUUUUAGACAUUUUAAACUUUCUAAAACCAAUGCUUUCUUACAGUGACAAGACAUAUCAUUACAUAGUUUUACAGUUUACUAAUUAAAUAAAAUAUUUAUAAAGAAAACUUAAAAAAUAUUACAACCCACAAUGUAAAAUUUUUCUUUUUUUACCAUACGUGAUACACUUGGAAACAUUUAUAUAUUUCAACUAAGAAUAAAUCAAUAUGUUCUAUUUUUUGGAAAAUCUUAUCGUAUAUAGGUUUAUGGAAUUUCAAUUAAGUAUAUUUUGGCUGUUAAUCAAUAUAUUAUGUCUCAAACUUCUCCCAAAAGAAUGAAUUACCAAAACAAUAGGAUAUCAUCAUUUCGUUGAAAUAAUGUGUGUAGUUGUAGAUGACCCUAACCAGUCUCUGCAGUAUUAAAUAUAUAUCUUGACAAUUACAACAAAUAAAAAACAAAUCAACUUAUAAGUUAUAACACUUACAAAGUCGAACAUGUGAUCAUAGACAGACUCAUAAUUUGCUUCUUGCGUAUACACGUAGGUAUAUGCGUUCAUCCCACUAAACAUUAUUCAAAUUAGAAUAACAAUACGAUUUUGAACCUUGUUUUUACGUUAUGUGAUUAUGUCUAAUGGUAACGUUACCAUUAUCUAUAUAUAUAUAAAAUAGUAAACCCGCAUUGAUGUUAGCAAUUUUUUAUAGGAAAAUAAAAACAAGAUAACGUUUAAGAUGAGCUCCCUGUGCAUAGGAUUUGUGCUCAGGUUUGUACUGUUUACAAUUUGAGAAUAAUAAAAGGAAAGUAUAAUUCAGAGAUAUACAUCCACGGCUCCAUCGGACUCUCCUUCUCCCUUAUUGGUCUUCUUCUCGGCUACCUUUCCAAAAUACUGAUCAUCAAAUUUAUCGAGGCUAACAUCAGAGACUUUCAGUUUCUGGCAAUCAUUGAUCUUGAAGGGACAAUUUCAAAAAUAGGAACAUAUCAGGUGACACAAGUAAUUGAUGCUUAAGAUGGAUAAUAGAACGUGGCAGAAUUAGAAAAACUCACCGGUCACAAAAAAGAAAAACAGAGGGUAGUUGGUUAAAAAAAAAAAAGGAUGAUCGGCACUGUCCCAGGGGUGAUGCUGGAUCUGUAAUAUAAUCACAUUCACAAGAAAAAGCCUACUCGGACUACAGCUAUAAAUAUUCAAUAGAUAUCUAGAUUCUUUUGCCAUAUGGAACCAGCCUAAUCAGACAAAUAACAUGUAACCGAAGUUGAGAACAUGCAAGAGAUUAAAAAGAACAUAUAUGUGAAAUAAGGAAUGGAUAAUUAGUUUGAACCAGUUAAACAGUCUUAUCCUGUGCAUACAUCUACCAUCUAUGCAAUCUAUUCACUGACAUCUAAAAACAUCACAUCUCUACGUUCGGAAACUUUGUUAAAUCAAACUUUUUGUUAAAGCAAACAGAUUUUCAACGGCGAGAGAGGAAUAUGAUUAGAGAAAGACAUACACUGACGUCUGCUCCGGUAGCUUCCGACCCAAGAAACAGCGAAGCUUUAACAGACGAAACUUUCGAAUUGGCGUCGUAGCUGAGCCUCAACAUCAGACCAGAUGACAUGAUCUAUCUAUCCUCUGUAUCUUAUUUUCUGAACUUUUAGCUUUUCAAUUCCGUCCAUGGCAGAGUUGUCACCGCCACAACUUUCUUCUUACUUCUUACUCUUCUCUCUGAUCAACUUUAUAACGUCGGUUUCUCGUCAUCAACGGAGACGGCGGCGGUAGUUUAGAUUCGCGGCGAGAUCUAUUAGAAAUCAAUUGUAGCCGUUGAAUUGGCAGGUUAGAGCAGAUCAUGACGAUGAACCAAAACUUUUCCUUUGGGACUUGGAUUGAGAAGCGUUCUCAGAAAAAAACAACGGCUCAAACCAGUUCUUCAAUCUAUUAAUCAGUUUAAAAGGUGUGUCGUUUCAUUAUCAAAAGAGGUCACUGUAAAAAGGUGCGUCGAUCAGAGAAGAGGUGCGUCGAUCUGUUGAAACAAUUAGAUGACGUAAGAUUUUGUGAUUAAAAUAAAUCAUGUCCGUUAGAUUAAAAGUAAGGAUAAACUCAAACGUUAGAUCAAACUUUUUUUUUCCACUAUAUUUUUAGUAAACCCGCAUUGAUGUUAGCAAUUUUUUAUAGGAAAAUAAAAACAAGAUCGUACGGUGGAGAUUGCUGCUGUUAUCAAUACUAAUGCAAACAGUAUCUCUUUCGUUUCUUUUUUUCUGAAUCGUCACUUCUCAAAAGACAUAACUUUUCAGAAUAAAAUCCUUGAACAAAUUUAGAUAUCGUUUCUUCAUCAUCAUUGUACUUAUUUUUCUUUCUGUUUCAUCUUCCUUUCUUCAAAUUUUCUCAGUUGCUAUGUAGGUUUUUGUAUAAUGGAAUUCCCUUAUCCAAUUCAACCACCAAUAAACCGAACUGAGUUUUUGUUCCUCUGCUGUUGAUCUCUAUCUGAACUUUUUACUGCUCUCGAUUUUUUUCUUAUCCUCUUUUUUUUUUUCUGAUAACUGCCACUUGUUUCUGUCUCCCCAACCCACUGAUCUCUUCUGGUAAUGAUUUCCAUCCAUAAGUUCAGACCGGACAAUAGGAGGAGAUUCAUUGAUCAAUGUGUUUCCUUCUCACCAAACAAUUACGGUUUCGACUCGCCUUUAGGACCAGAUUAAUAGGGUAAGUUCCUCUUUCUUUUCGUAUCAUCUGUACAUGCGAGAAAAUCAGUCACAGUGAUAUUUAAUUAGGUAGGAGAAUUUUGUUCUGGUGUAAUAGAUUUUGUUUGGAAGAUUAUAACCUUCCAGGCAUGGGAGAUCUCUUUUGUUCGUCUGUAAUACUCUUGACAGUAGCGCUAUCGUUUGUCCAAAUCAUGUAUUUUCUU